AUCCACUCGUGGAAACGCCAACCGCCUCGGCCCUCAGCUUCAGUUGGUGUACAUUUCUUCCCCCGAUCCAACCUCUGAAUUUUCUGAUUUGACGGAAAAUUCGAGUCCGGCGCUGCAAGAUCCGAUUUGCCUCGUCAAAUCCGGCUAAAAAACCGACCAUGAUGCACAUGACUCUGUACUGGGGCACGCAGGUGACCCUCCUCUUCUCCUCCUGGAAGACCGAUUCAUGGCCGAGUUACGCCCUCACUUUACUCGCCUGCUUCCUCUUCUCCGUCUUCUACCAGAACAUGGAAGACCGGAGGCUCAGAUUCAAGACUCUCGCCUCCACCCCCGCCGCCGCGCCGCCCUCGCAAUCGGCUGCCACUUUUCUCCUAUUCAAACUCGGACGCGGCCGCACCCGCUGGGGCAACCCGUCAAGGAUCGCUGAGGCGGUUCUGUUCGGAGUGAACUCGGCGAUCGGAUACUUGCUUAUGCUGGCGAUCAUGUCGUUUAACGGAGGUGUGUUCGUGGCCAUUGUUUUGGGGCUUUCGGUUGGGUACUACUUGUUCAGGAACGGAGAUCAGGAAGAGGUGGUGGAGGUGGAGAACUCGUGUGCCUGUUCCUGAGAUCUUGAUCUCCGUUUGGAUUCCGAGAAAAAAAGGGAAGAAAAUUUACGAAUUUGUGUUAAUAUCAUAGGUUUUGGUUUUGUUUUGGCUCUGUUUGAAUUGCUCUUGAAGAAUGUCUGAAUCCGAAUUUUCCCUCUAUAUGUUGUCUGUGUUCUUGUAAAUGCAAUUCUUUCCUUUCUUAUCUUACAUUUUCUCACCAACCAAACAUGCUUUUGUGGUGAAGUAUAAGGACCUUUCCUAGGUUCACAUUCA
Molecule: messenger RNA, 857 nt
Organism: Vitis riparia (riverbank grape)
Lineage: Eukaryota; Viridiplantae; Streptophyta; Magnoliopsida; Vitales; Vitaceae
Product: copper transporter 5-like
Exons: 1
Coding region: 159-605 (148 amino acids)
Biological process (GO): copper ion transmembrane transport; intracellular copper ion homeostasis
Cellular component (GO): plasma membrane
Molecular function (GO): copper ion transmembrane transporter activity
Source: RefSeq, a predicted model, not a curated record